This is a messenger RNA of Aethina tumida (small hive beetle), 2405 nucleotides long. Its product is annotated as transcription factor Sox-21. The coding region runs from base 198 to 1412 and encodes 404 amino acids. Lineage: Eukaryota; Metazoa; Arthropoda; Insecta; Coleoptera; Nitidulidae. The record is from RefSeq and is a predicted model, not a curated record. Gene Ontology annotation, biological process: regulation of DNA-templated transcription; anatomical structure morphogenesis; cell differentiation. The transcript has 6 exons. Gene Ontology annotation, molecular function: RNA polymerase II cis-regulatory region sequence-specific DNA binding; DNA-binding transcription factor activity, RNA polymerase II-specific.
UAUACCGGUGGAUGGUUGCCAUUGUAGCCAAUUUGGGGUUAUUUUUAUGGCGAUUUUGGGGUAGACCGUGCGUUCGGGACGUGUGUUCGUUGAUUUUAGUGCCGUAAAGACCACGAUUUUAAGAGAACUGCCUCAAAAUUGAUCUGGAUCUCCAAAGGCAGGCCUCCAACGGCCACUUCAUUAGGUCGGUGGGUCAGAUGUGCGAGGGCGGCUUCAGCGCCGCCGACGGCUUCUCCCGCAUGGCCUCGCUGGGCGGCGCCGCCGCCCUUGGGGUGCCGCAGGGACUGCAGUCGGCGGCCCAGUCGUCGAAGAAGCAGGAGGACCACAUCAAGCGGCCGAUGAACGCGUUCAUGGUGUGGUCGAGGCUGCAGCGCAGGAAGAUCGCCCAGGAGAACCCGAAGAUGCACAACUCGGAGAUCUCCAAACGAUUGGGCUCCGAAUGGAAAUUGUUAACGGAAGACGAGAAGAGGCCAUUCAUCGACGAGGCGAAGAGAUUACGCGCCCUACAUAUGAAAGAACAUCCAGAUUACAAAUACAGGCCGAGACGUAAGCCGAAGACCCUAAGGAAAGAAGGUUAUCCGUAUUCGAUCCCCUACCCGUCUGUGCAGAUGGACGCUCUAAGGGCAGCCGAGGUUUCCAAGACAAAUCAAACAAAUCAAUGUGACCAGGUGCUUGAAAAUGCUACUGCAACCCCAAAUGCUUUGCCAUGGGCAGGGAUGGCGGUGAGCGGCAUGGGACAGUCGAUGUCGCCGUACUACAACCCAUCUGCGGCGUACGGGUCCAUAAACGCAUCGUUGGCGGCCGCCGCCGUACAACAGUCGGCGGCUGCGAUGUCCGCCGGACUGUCAGCUUCGGCACAGGUGGUCAGCUCGAUGGACGCCAUGAAGUACUCGAUGGAAGCGGACAAGUACCGUUCCGCCUACAUGCCACCCUCGUCGCUCACAAUGUCCAUGUACUCGGACCCCAAGUACAUGGACUCGACCUCCAAGAGUUACCUGGAACGCGGCUACUUGGACUCCAACAUAACUAAGGCGUACUUCGAGCACUCGAAGAUGUACAUGGACGGCAAGUACAGCACCGAAUCGGCCCGUUCCUAUCCGAUCGACAUUGGGAAAAUGUACCAGGACGGGCCGGGCCAGCAGCCGCCGGCCAACUUGGGCUCGCCCAGGUCGUCGGACUCGCCGGAGGUGAAGCACAACCAGGAACGGCAGGACGGCACGUCCAGCUCCAGCUCGACCACCACGUCGUCGGCGGGGGCCUCGCCCGGCGCCCUGCCCGGGUACUACCCCACUGGUGCGAUGCAACAGGGCAACGCGGUGCCGGGGCUGUUGCCGAUGGCCCAAUAUGCGAGCCAGUAUCCGACGCAAACGCCCGGGGGUGAAUUCCGUCGACCCCUGACCGUCAUAUUUUGACCAGAUCGUAUUUGAAUGUGACUUGUGAUUUGUGGGUGUGCAGUAGAUGUGCGCGAUGCAAUGCGGAAGGCUCUUUACUCGUUCGAAUUUAUGUAUACGACCGUUGAUUUCGUUGGUUUCACUGUGGACGGCUGGUAUGGAUUAAUGUAAGUUUUGUGGACACGUUUAUUCUUUUGGUACGCAAGGUGGGCUUGGUCCAUAUUAAUUUUGAUAAAAUUACAUAAUUAUCUUUAAAAAUUAUGGGGUAAAAGUCUCUAUUAUCUCAAAUUUCUAAACAAUAGUUUUGGCAAUAUUUGUGAUAAUACUUUACAGAUCACUACCCCAAGAAUUAAUUUCAAAGAUAAAAUUAAUUCACUGAAUUAAUUUACAAUAUUGUAUUAGACAUUCAGAUUUGCUGGAAAAAUUAAAACUAGAAUUUAAAUUUUAUAGCAAAAAAAUAAAAAUAAAUCCACUUUUUGUACCAGACAUUUAUGUACAAAACUGUAGAUUAAUGUACUCCUAAUGUUUAUCUCUAAUAGCUUUAGUCCACGACUUAACUUUAAUCCUGGCAGCGUUAUUUAUUUUAGUUUAUUGUAAGUUAUUUGCCAGUUACAACAAAAAAAAAUAGCACAUCGAUUAUAAAUAUUGUCCAUUAUUAAAGUGACAUUGGACGUAUUUGCAAUAUCCUAAUUUAAAUAAAUAUUUAAUUUUUUUGUAAAAAAUUGUAAAUACUAAUCGUUGUACAAAUUAUAUAUGUAUUAGCAUUUGCUGGUUAAGUUGUGAUGAUUUUAUUAUUAGACAGAGUUUGUGUUACUGUACAAAGUUGGUUAUUAUUUAUACAUUUUGUUCCUAUUUUAUAGUAGCUAUACUACUUAAAAAAAAGUAUUCAUGUAUGUAUAACUUGUUAUUAUUAAACUAUCAACAAACAAAUCUUAGCAUUACUGUAACAAUAUGUUAUGUAAAGUUUCAAUAUACAUAAACACAUAAUAAACUAGAAUGUGAUUGUUUCAGUAA